CAGAUCAACCGAUCGCGUCCGCUAACGACCUUGACAGAUCAUUUCGAAGAACUGCGUAAAAACGCGGAUCUUUUGUAUCGGCUCGCCAUUUUAUUCGCAAACGCACCCGGUGGAAGCUCACACAGUUUUUAAAGAUUUGCAAUUCGUGCUUCAAAAUUAUAUCAACCCAAACUCAGAAAAUGGCUCAGAUAAAGUGCUCUUGCUGUGUAAUAAAAGAAAAGAUAUGCGACAAGAGUGAACAGAUAUCCGCAAAGUUAAAAAUCGUGAUGAUAUAUUCAGAUACCGCCACUCGACCAGCAGACCUGCUAUUUAACAGAUCGGAUAUGUAUUAUACCGAACAGCUUAUCAAUAUGCUGCAAAAGACAGCGGUCAUGGGGAUUGAAACGCUUAUAUUAGUAAGCGAAGUGAAACCGCUCAGGCUACCAGCAACAGAAGCAACAGGCUGCAACCACAGCGAAGCGAAGCAAAGCUUGAAGAAACUUAAAAAAAUGCACAAACGUUUGGAGGUUAUUUCGAAGAAUAUGACAAAACUCGCGGCCCAGACAAUAGCCCUGUUCAGUCCUAAGCCAGGAACAUCGUGGGGAACACGAGGAACCGACAGGAUUUCCGAGAUAGUUCGUAUUACCCAAGCAUCAUUAAUGGGCCGCCAAUCGGAGGAAGAUCUAUCACAACAGCAGCAGCAGUAGCAGCACUAAACCACGAAAUGGAAGUUCUAUCCAACAUUCACUUCCAAUCACAAAUAUCGUUUUAAUGGAGAUUGAAAUUCGAAACGAAUUACAGGGAUAGUUUACUUCGUGAAUCGAUUUGAAGUUCGAAGAUGCUCGGAGCGA
This is a messenger RNA of Anopheles darlingi, 830 nucleotides long. RefSeq lists its product as uncharacterized. Lineage: Eukaryota; Metazoa; Arthropoda; Insecta; Diptera; Culicidae. Bases 180 to 686 code for a protein of 168 amino acids. The record is from RefSeq and is a predicted model, not a curated record. The transcript has 2 exons.